AAAGAAUUAUUAUUAUCAAAUGAGUGCCAAUUUGUUCAUGCAAAUUGUUGUCUGUCACAUAUUUAAUUCUUUGUGUCUGUAUCGGUAUCUGCAUCUGUAUCUCUAUCUCAGUCUCAGUAUCUCAGCCUUACAAAAACCUAACCUGUUUUACCGACGGCUAAAUACAAUUUUAUUUUGGCUAAACUCGUGCGUUUCUGCAAAUUACAGACAUAUAAUUACAAUAAAACAAAAAUCGUACUCCACUCGAAAAAUGUACUUUCAUUUUGAAUACGAGUACACGUUAUCAGGAUCGGCGUAAGCGAUUCAACAAAUCCAAUCCAAAUCCUGUGUAUACGAUUGGGGCGACAUGGAUGGCAAAUCAAUCUUGCAGGAUAUACAAAUGAGGUUAUACCAUGUGAUGUAUUAUGCAUUUAGCAUAAGCAAGAAGGCGAUAUUUAAAUAAUUUAGGUAACGCUCAUCUAGUGCUAAUAUCCGGAAGAAUUGAACCAUGCCGCAUACACACACGCGUCAUGGGUCAUCUGGAGAUGAUUUAGGCAGCACGGACGAAGUCAAGAUAUUUAAGGAUGAAGGCGAUCGUGAAGACGAGAAAAUAUCAUCCGAGAACCUUUUAGUCGAAGAAAAAUCAAGUUUAAUUGAUUUAACCGAGAGCGAGGAAAAGGGCAGCAAGACAGUGUCUAGGCCUGACCACAGUCCCGUUUUUAAUAAGCUUGAGCCCCACACCCACACCUUCAACAUGGGAUACUUAGUAUCACCGUACUCAUAUGCUAAUGGAGCACCCGGUGGACUGCCCGUAACUAUGGCUAAUAAAAUAGGGUUACCACCUUUCUUCUGUCAUAACGGCGACCCACUGACGACACCGCCGCCUGCACAUUGCGGAAUUCCCCCAUAUCAGCUGGAUCCAAAAGCAAUAGGUCUUACUCGUCCUGCAUUAUAUCCAUUUACUGCCAGCCAGUAUCCUUAUCCAAUGCUAAGUCCCGACAUGUCUCAAGUUGCGUCAUGGCACACGCCGUCGGUGUACUCAGCGUCUAGUUUUAGAUCCCCUUAUCCCUCCUCAUUACCAAUUAAUACAACGCUAUCUAGCGAUUUUCCAUUUCGAUUCUCACCGAGUCUAUUGCCUUCUGUUCAUGCGACACCUCAUCACGUUUUAAAUUCACAUCCAGCGAUUGUGACAUCCAGUUCCAAACAGGAAUGCGGCAUACAAGAUACCACAACGAACAAUCGAUAUUCAAGAAAUUUGGAUAUUAAAAGCUCAUCGAAUACGCAAGCAAAUGACUGUAAAGAUAGUUCGAAUGAUAAGAAGAAACCACAUAUCAAAAAACCUCUAAAUGCAUUUAUGCUCUACAUGAAAGAGAUGCGUGCCAAAGUUGUUGCCGAAUGUACACUCAAAGAGUCAGCGGCGAUAAAUCAGAUUUUAGGACGACGGUGGCACGAACUUUCCCGCGAAGAACAAAGCAAAUAUUACGAAAAAGCGCGGCAAGAGCGUCAAUUGCAUAUGGAGUUGUAUCCGGGGUGGAGCGCACGAGAUAAUUACGGUUACGUGUCGAAAAAGAAAAAGCGUAAAAAAGACAGAUCGACUGCGGAUUCGGGAGGCAACAAUAUGAAAAAGUGUCGAGCUCGCUUUGGUCUGGAUCAGCAGAAUCAAUGGUGUAAACCCUGCAGACGUAAAAAGAAAUGCAUCCGAUACAUGGAGGCAUUGAACGGAGGCAGCGGGAACGGGAUGCAGGAGGACAUGGAUAUGGAUGAUACGGGCAAUUUGAGUCAGCUGAGCGAUGACGACGAUGAUGAUGAUGAUCUGGGUGACAUGGCUGCCAGCUGUGGCAGUGGCGAUGAGACCGAGCGAGAGCGAGACAGAGAGAGAGUUACACACAAAAUGGCCGACAACGAGGACAACGAAUCCAUGAGCCAGUCAUUGUCCAGCCCAGGCUGCCUCAGCGGACUGUCUAGUCUUCAGAGUCCCUCGACCACCACGAGUCUGGCCAGUCCCCUUAAUAUAAACAUGUUAACUAGUCCAGCGACACCAGCGACCGCGUUGCCAACUGCAACCGCUAAUAUGCUCUCGCUCUCCGUCUCUGCCGAGCAGCCGAUCUCCAGAGCAGGAUCGGGAUCGGGUUCGGGUUCGGGCUCGAGCAGUGGUUCGACUUGUAGCAUAAUUAAUACGCCAAAUACCUCAAGCACAGCAUCGCCAGCAUCGGCGUCAACGACGGGCAGCGGGAUCGGGAUCGGAAUCGGUUUAGGGACCGCAAAUGAGCGGGCAAUGAUGCUUGGCACUCGUUUCAGUUAUUUGGGCAUGGGAUUAAUUAACAAUCCAGAGCAAGUGUUUCAACAUCUCAACAGUGUAACGGACACGAUCACAAACACGAGCACGAGCAACUCGUCUACGAAUGGAUUUAGUAGCAGCACUUACAGCGGGUCUGUUAAUGCAGCAGUGAGCAAGGUUGUGACUUCACCAACACCAACAACUACACCAACGACAGCAUCCAAAACCACAACAACAACAACACCCUUACCUGCUAGCACCUUACACCGUAAUCCAAUUGGCGCCAAUCCUAGAGACAUUAAUAAUCCUUUGAGCAUCAAUCAGUUGACGAAGCGAAGGGAGGAUCACAUAUCGUUACUUGAUGCGAAUCCGUAUGUACAUCCACAUGCACAUCCGCAUCCACAUCCGACGCAUCCACAUCCGCAUCCACAUCCACAUCACUCGCUCUUUAGCAGCAGCAGCUUCAGUCAACACUUCCAGCAACAGUUGAGUAAUCACAGCAUCGCACUCGGCAUGGGAAUGGGCAUGGGAAUGGGAAUGGGCAUUGAGUCGGCCGUCAGUCAUCCGACAAUGGAUACGCCCAGCUUAAAGCGUCGCAAUACAUCCGAUCCACCAACUGGAGCAGCUGGUAAUGCCGCUUCCACAACUAAUGCCUCGGAAACUGGAGCAAUUAGUGUCUCAUAGCAGUUUCGUAUCUCUUACGACCUCUCAACAUCCAUCUUACACUCUAUGAUCGGUGAGUCAGUCAGUCAGGACAAAGAGUUUUUUAUAGGAGCAGGGAUCGCAAAUACAAAUAUCAAUCAGAGUUUUGAGUUUUCACAAAUUCUCAGAUAUACUAUUUAUUGAUAGCAUAUCUCUUCUUUUUUAUAUUUAAAAACCGAUCGAUCCCUGCAUAUGAGAAUUCCCAAAAACAAAAUACAAAUACAAUAAUCAAGAAAGAAUAAACGUGCAAUUCCCCGAUGAUUUCGCCUGCUAUCUAAUGAUAAUGUCAUUAUUGUAACAUUGUAACAUGUGGCCAUUAAUGGAUAAGUGCCAAAAAGUACUCUCUUUAUAUGUAUCAAUGUAUGUACCAAUCACAACCAUAACAACAACAUUAUUAUCGUAUAAUCCUUGAGAGCUAUUCAAAUGUCGAGUGUGCUCUAGUCUCACAAAACUAGAAUUACCUAUAUGUAAAUGAAAAUGAUAAC
Molecule: messenger RNA, 3444 nt
Organism: Drosophila innubila
Lineage: Eukaryota; Metazoa; Arthropoda; Insecta; Diptera; Drosophilidae
Gene: pan
Product: protein pangolin, isoforms A/H/I/S
Exons: 12
Coding region: 488-2941 (817 amino acids)
Biological process (GO): regulation of transcription by RNA polymerase II; canonical Wnt signaling pathway
Cellular component (GO): beta-catenin-TCF complex
Molecular function (GO): RNA polymerase II cis-regulatory region sequence-specific DNA binding; DNA-binding transcription factor activity, RNA polymerase II-specific
Source: RefSeq, a predicted model, not a curated record